Molecule: messenger RNA, 270 nt
Organism: Racocetra fulgida
Lineage: Eukaryota; Fungi; Glomeromycota; Glomeromycetes; Diversisporales; Gigasporaceae
Source: the annotation of a GenBank genome assembly
AUGGCAUCGAUUGAAAAGAGAAAGGUACCUAAUAAAAGGUUAUCUAGUUACAUGUCUUCGGAGGCGGAUGGCCAUUGUGACGAAGAUGAAAUUGAUUAUAGCGAUACAUAUAUACCGCACUUAUUUAGAUUAAGAGGCUCUGUUAUCCCAAAUGUUAUAUAUCAGACCUUAUUUGUUACUGCUUUCUCAGCCGUCGUGACAGCGGUAUAUAUGAAAACGAAUAUCAAACCUGCCAUUCCACAAACAUUCAUUCCAGUGCUUGGUUUUGUC